Molecule: messenger RNA, 4645 nt
Organism: Balaenoptera acutorostrata (minke whale)
Lineage: Eukaryota; Metazoa; Chordata; Mammalia; Artiodactyla; Balaenopteridae
Gene: HS6ST2
Product: heparan sulfate 6-O-sulfotransferase 2
Exons: 11
Coding region: 683-2398 (571 amino acids)
Cellular component (GO): membrane
Molecular function (GO): heparan sulfate 6-sulfotransferase activity
Source: RefSeq, a predicted model, not a curated record
AAUUUUCUCCUGCACCCUCCUCGUCCUCCUCUUCCUCCCUCCUUCUCCGCUUCCCCUCUUCUCUUCCAUUUCUCUUGCUCAUCUCCCACCUCCUCUUGAGGACUGUGCCGUUUUGCAGGAAGCAACCACCUUGUACAGGAAGCUUUGAUCCAAUUUAUUUAUCAAGCUGGUGAAAAGCCCCGGACAUCUAAGAUGACAGCAGAUUGAACAGUAAGGAAGGUCUGGUUAUUUUCUUGACUGGAUAAACUAUCUAGACUUUACUUCCUUAUGAUCCAUUACCUGCUUCAGUGGUUACCACCUCCUUUGAAAUGUCCAAUCCUCCAGCAGAGUUCCGGCUUGAGUCACUGGGCCCGUGUAGACACAGCCUAAAAGCCAAUGACCGCAUGAAGGAACAAGUCAAUGUCCAAUGACUAUAAGAGCAUGAGUCCUUCUGUCCCCCGGCCCAAGCUCCUCUAUCUGAGGAGAGAAGAUGUCUCCUGCCAGGGGUCACGUGGACAUGUCCCACUCCUCUGCGCGAUUAAACGGAUCAGAGGCUUUCCUCCUCCAGGGGACACCAGCCAGGAGAGCACUGGAGAGGUGUGGAGGGAGGGUGAGAAAAGACAGCAGAGCAAAACCACCAACCUUACUGCCCCUUGCUCUGGGAGUCGGACUGUAUGUGAAUGUGUUCCUCUUCGUGACCUAAAUGACCGCGCGCGCCCCUCUCUUCGCGCUGCUGGCCCGAGGCCGCCGCAGGCGGAUGCACGACCUCAGGAGACGCUGGGACCUGGGCUCCCUCUGCCGGGCCCUGCUCACCCGGGGCCUGGCCGCCCUGGGCCACUCGCUGAAGCACGUGCUCGGCGCGAUCUUCUCCAAGAUUUUCGGUCCCUUGGCCAGCGUCGGGAACAUGGAUGAGAAAUCCAACAAGCUGCUGCUGGCUUUGGUGAUGCUCUUCCUAUUUGCCGUGAUCGUCCUCCAAUACGUGUGCCCCGGCACAGAAUGCCAGCUCCUCCGCCUGCAGGCGUUCAGCUCCCCGAUGCCGGACCCGUACCGCUCGGAGGAUGAGAGCUCCGCCAGGUUCGUGCCCCGUUACAAUUUCAGCCGCGGCGACCUCCUGCGCAAGGUAGACUUCGACAUCAAGGGCGAUGACCUGAUCGUGUUCCUGCACAUCCAGAAGACUGGAGGCACCACUUUCGGCCGCCACCUGGUGCGCAAUAUCCAGCUGGAGCAACCGUGCGAAUGCCGCGUGGGUCAGAAGAAAUGCACUUGCCACCGGCCGGGUAAGCGGGAGACCUGGCUCUUCUCCAGGUUCUCCACGGGUUGGAGCUGCGGACUGCACGCCGACUGGACCGAGCUCACCAGCUGCGUGCCCGCCGUGGUGGACGGCAAGCGCGACGCCAGGCUGAGACCGUCCAGGUGGAGGAUUUUUCAGAUUCUAGAUGCAGCAAGUAAGGAUAGACGGGGUUCUCCAAACACUAAUCCAGGCGCCAACUCUCCGUCAUCCACAAAGGCCCGGAACACACCUAAGAAUGGGAAGAACUUCCACUACAUCACCAUCCUCCGCGACCCAGUGUCCCGGUACCUGAGUGAGUGGAGGCAUGUCCAGAGAGGGGCGACAUGGAAAGCAUCCCUGCAUGUCUGCGACGGGAGGCCCCCAACCUCCGAAGAGCUGCCCAGCUGCUACACUGGAGACGACUGGUCUGGCUGCCCCCUGAAGGAGUUCAUGGACUGUCCCUAUAACCUAGCCAACAACCGCCAGGUGCGCAUGCUUUCUGACCUGACCCUCGUCGGCUGCUACAACCUGUCGGUCAUGCCCGAAAAGCAGAGGAACAAGGUCCUCCUGGAAAGCGCCAAAUCGAAUCUGAAGCACAUGGCGUUCUUCGGCCUCACCGAGUUUCAGCGGAAGACCCAGUAUCUGUUUGAGAAAACCUUCAACAUGAACUUUAUUUCGCCGUUUACCCAAUAUAACACCACUAGGGCCUCUAGCGUAGAGAUCAAUGAGGAAAUCCAAAAGCACAUUGAGGGACUGAACUUUCUGGAUAUGGAAUUGUACAGCUAUGCAAAAGAUCUCUUUUUGCAAAGGUAUCAGUUUAUGAGGCAGAAGGAACAUCAGGAAGCUAGGCGGAAGCGUCAGGAACAACGCAAAUUUCUGAAGGGAAGGUUCCUUCAGACCCAUUUCCAGAGCCAGAGUCAGGGCCAGAGCCAGAAUCUGAGUCAGAAUCCGAGUCAGGCCCCGAACCUAAAUGCCAAUCAGAAUGUGACUCAGAAUCUGAUUCCGAAUCUGACUCAGAGCUUGGGUCAGAAUCCGAGCCCGAAGGAGAACCGGGAAAGCCAGAAGCAGAACCCUGGCCAAGAGCAGAGCGAUAGCAACACCAGCAAUGGCACCCAUGACUACAUAGGCAGUGUAGAGAAAUGGCGCUAAAUGGCUCCCAAAGGCUUUUGCACACUUCUCCCAAAGCGCCAGUCAAAAUAGGGCAAGUCUUCAAACAUGAGAGUGUCCAGACACAUCCUGCUUCCUUAAGUUUGGAAGUUAAAAAAGUUAAGAUGUUGCCUUUACAGUUGCCUUUCAAUUCAGUGUUCUACUGUGCGUGGGUAAAACAAAUUUCAAUAUGCAAUUAAAUUGUCUUUUUUUUUGGUUCGUGGGGAAUUUAUAAAAUCCAAAAGGCAAACCAGACUCAUCAGAAAUUGCUGUUUAGAUAUUUUCAGAAGUUCUUAAAUUAGUCAUAGAGACAAAAUGAAAACAUAAAAUGUGGCCGGUUCAACUUAUAGCUAAGAAAUGGACUUUACAUUAUUCAUGAUACACUGUUGAAACCCAGUCUUGGAAGCAAACAUUUUUUUCCAGGGCUAAGCAUGAAUAUAACACAAAAGAAACUAAAAUUAAACACGAAACUGUUCAUUUUCUUCUGAUUUUAACAAGGAAUCUAUUUAAACAGAAUAAGAACUGAUGGCAGAGUUUACCAAGCUGUAGAAAAUGAAAAACUUCUCUCCCAAACAUGGGUAGUUUUAUGUAAAAAUAUUGGCUUUCGAGUGGAACGGGACUCAUAUCUUGUUAUUUCAGAGAUGUUUAAAAUUUUAAACUUUUUCUGCCUUCUACUAUUUAAAGGUUUUAAACAGGGUGUAUCUCAUAUUAAAUAAAACACUUUUUCCAAAUGGAGUACCAAUGCAAAGAUCUAAUUUCCAGAUGAUUUCUGGGCACUGUAAUUUCAACAAUUCUGGACUCUUUUUGGCGCUGCUUCUCAUUCAUUUUAAAGCGUCUCCGAGCUGUGCUCAUUCCAAACUAACCCGUUUUAGAAUCUUUCUUCAUCAUCUAAAUGGUGUGUUGCUGAAUUCAUUGUGAUAAUAUAAUCCUGGAUUAAAGUCAGGACUUUCUUUCUGUAGAACUGUCUUAUCAAUGUUUGUGUAGUGAGGUCCUUAUCAAGAAACUCUUGAACAGGAUAAUGUGUCUUAAAAUAUUGCUCAAGUUAUUAUUCUUGAUCAGAUAGAAUUAAACCUGAAUGUGAAUGAAUUGUUAUUUACUUUUUGUGCAUUUUUAUUGUAAUGUUUCCAGUAGGGCUGGCUAUUUUCUAGCCCAUUAGUUCUUUUUCGUGUUGACAGAGUAUAGACAAUUACAAGAGAAAAAACAAGGGUAGAAUAAGCACUAGGAUAGUCAGCAUUAUUCAGUAACACCAAAAGCUUUACCUCCAUACUUUGGGUGAACCGUGUACCAGGUUUCGUUUUGAGAAAACAAAAGGCAGGAGUGUUCUGCAUUGAGGUUAAACAUCAGAAGCAUAUGGAUUGAAGAAAGUGAUUUGGUAUUGGAAGUCUGUGCAGAAAUACUUUUAGGGUAUCAACUGCGAAUUGCACAGGGCAAAAAGAAGGAUGUAACCCACCGUGCAAGCAGGCAUCCUGAUUCUGGGCAGUUUCCAUUUUACGGGUUUUGCUAUCCUUUCGUAAGGACUUAUGCUAAGCCCCUGGCUGUCAAUCAAAAAGGCAACUGGAAGUGGCAUUUAUGUUUUCACGAGGGACAUGCUUAGAAGUGUGACCAUAAAGUCACAUCUUGUACAAUCUGCUCAUUUGCAUGAUCUAGUUUCAUCUGUAAUAAUAAGGCCACAAGCUGGACAAGAAGCUGAGUACUUGGUUAAAAAAUAAAUGUUCUUGACUCUGCACUUGUAUCAGUAGAUCUAAAUUUUGUUUUGUCCGACAGUAUCGCAGUCCUGGGAAUCUGAGAACUGGAAAACUGAAAGGAAAAAAAUUUUCAAAAUCCAAAACAUCUUGAAGUCAAACUGUUUUAGAGUGAAACUAUUUUGUGUACUUUGUGUUUUUAAACUAAUGAUUCUGUAGAUCACUGUGGUAUUUCAAUUUUGUUUUGUUUUGAUUGAUAUUGUUUGCUCUUAAAACUGAUAGGUACUGCUGGAAAGCAGGAUGAAGCCCGAGCCAGUGGAAAAGCUUGUUACAGAAAAAAUAUUUUGUGUUAUUGCUGUGGUGUGCAUGGUUUGCAGAGAUUAAGUGCAUUUUCUCUGUCUAUACUGAUUUACUGUAUAUAGGGGAUGUUAUAAAUAUACAUUUUGGUCACCAUCAUGUAAAUCCCAUGAUUUUGACUGUAAACAUCUUUCCAGUGGUGUAGCUUUACAAACCAUUCACUGAUUUUUGUGUAAUUUAACAAUAGAUAUGAAAUAAACUUUAAAUUACA